CCGUUCCGCUUUAUGUCUCAGAUUUUUCAGGGUUGAAAUCUAUUGUGAGUCUUAACAUAUCAGGAAAUUCAUUUCAGGGUUCUGUUACAGAUGUUUUUGUGUUAAAGUUGGAGGUUUUGGACCUUAGCAGAAACCAAUUUCAAGGUCACAUUUCUCAGGUUGGUGUUGUUUCUGAUUAUGACUUGUCUAAAGCAGAAAACAAUGAUGGGUCAGCCUAAUCAAACUAUACCUACUGAAUAUGUCAUGAAUGAAGUUGGUUCAACAGCAACAACUGAAGUUGUUGGAGCAGAAUUAGUUAAUACCCAACCUACAAAGAAGAGGAAAGCUAGUGCAAGUGGUUCUAGGCAAUCAUCUGCUUGUUGGGAGCACUUUAUUAGAUUACCAGAUGACUUAGUUGAUACACCAACUGCAGCUUGUAAACACUGCCACAAAAAAUACCUAUGUGACCCUAGGACUCAUGGCACCACCAACAUGAACCAUCACAUUCUAAAAUGUGCAAAGAAGCCUAGAACCAUUGAUCCUACCCAAACUAUUCUGACAUACCCCUCUGCAGAAGGAUCUAGUUUGGGUCAUGUUAGCUCCAAAUUUGACAAGCAAGCUUGUAGAAAAGCUUUGUCAAUUUUUGUGGUUCUAGAUGAACAACCAUUUAGUGCAGUUGAGGGGGAAGGUUUUAAGUACUAUUCUAAAGUAAUGCAGCCCCAGUUUACUCUCCCAUCUAGGCGUACAGUAGCUAGAGACUGUUUUCAGCUACACUUGGAUGAGAAAUAA
Molecule: messenger RNA, 768 nt
Organism: Lathyrus oleraceus (garden pea)
Lineage: Eukaryota; Viridiplantae; Streptophyta; Magnoliopsida; Fabales; Fabaceae
Exons: 3
Coding region: 178-768 (196 amino acids)
Biological process (GO): regulation of transcription by RNA polymerase II
Cellular component (GO): nucleus
Molecular function (GO): sequence-specific double-stranded DNA binding
Source: RefSeq, a predicted model, not a curated record